Molecule: messenger RNA, 1905 nt
Organism: Tripterygium wilfordii
Lineage: Eukaryota; Viridiplantae; Streptophyta; Magnoliopsida; Celastrales; Celastraceae
Product: receptor-like protein 56
Exons: 6
Coding region: 1-1905 (634 amino acids)
Molecular function (GO): protein binding
Source: RefSeq, a predicted model, not a curated record
AUGGGAAAUCUGAAGGUUAUACUUGUGGCAGUGAUAACAUUGGUGUUGUUAGAUGGGUUGUGGUGUCAUGGGUGUUGGGACCAAGAGAGGGCUUCACUCUUAAAAAUCAAACCUUUCUUCAAUCACCUUAAAUGGCCAAUGAAGGGUGAGGAGAGUUCAAAUUGUUGUCAAUGGGAAAUGGUCAAGUGCGAUACUUCUACGGGGCGAGUAAUCGAACUAUCACUUGAUGGUCGUUUGGGAAGGUCUGGGUGGUAUCUAAAUGCAUCUUAUUUUCUUCCCUUUGAAGGAUUGAGAAGUCUGAACUUAAGUAACAAUGGGAUACUUGGUUUCAUUGAGAGCGAUGAAAUUUUGGAGCUUCUUGAUUCGGGUGAUAAUGGUUUUGAUAACAAAAUCCUCUCAUCUCUACGUGCUUUUUCUUCCUUGAGAGUUUUAAAUCUCGAAAGUAACCAAUUGAGUGGAACACUUUUUGCACAUGAAUUUAAUCAUCUUAUCAACUUGCAAAAGUUGGAUAAGAGUUAUAAUAAUAUUGAAAGCUUUGGUUCCUCACAAGAUCCUCCGACUAAACAACGUCCAAAGAAAUAUAAGGCAGAUCUUCCAAACUUCCUCUACUACCAGUACGACCUAAGAUUCAUUGAUCUCUCUGGUAACAACUUUGGUGGAGUGUUCUCGGUGGGGUUGUUUGAAAAUAACACAAGAUUGGAGGAGAUUUUGAAGAGGGAUAACUCCUUUGUGGGCUUGUUUCCAUGUCCAUCUCAUCCCAAUCCAAAUCUUUCUUUGAUGGACAUAUCCCACAAUCAGUUACAAGGUCAAAUUUCGACAAAUGUAAGUUCAGUUUCAAAUUUCAACAAAUGGAAAAUACCUUACAUCCCAUCCAUGAACUCUCUGUCAUUGUUGGAUAUAAAUCACAACUCCUUCUCUGGCAGGAUUCCAAGAUGGAUAUUAGAGUUAUCAGAUUUAGAGGAUAUUGAUCUAUCUGAUAAUCAUUUGAAGGGUCCUCUUCCUCAAGAAUUGUGUAAAAUGAAGAGUCUUUGUUUUCUAGAUCUUUCAAAGAAUAAUUUUUCUGGCAAUAUUCCAUGUUGUUUCAUCCAAUUAACAAAUUUAGAGUUUGUUCAUUUGUACAAAAACAAGCUGACAGGACCACUGCCAAGUGUUUUUAUGAGCUUUACGACGAUGGUGACUCUAGAUCGUAGAGGGAAUGACUUCAGUGGCACCAUCUCAAAUUGGAUUGGGAAUCUCUCAAACUUGGGUGCUCUUCUAUUGAAAGAAAAUCAUUUUCAUCGUGAAAUUCCUAUUGAGUUUUGCCAACUAACCCAAAUAAGUUUCUUGGAUCUUUCGGUGAACAAUUUUUCAGGUCACUUGCAUUCUUGUUUAGGUAGUUUGACUUUUGAAAACCAAAAUGGCCUUUCAGAUGCAUCUCCCUUUUUUUCAAGCAAAGAGACUGGUGCUUUGGUAUACUCUCUUUCAAAUGUCAAUUGGACUUAUGGCUUUUCAAAUGAUGUGCAAGAAGUGAUAGAGUUUGUGACCAAUAACAUUUCCCUUGGUUACACAUCUUCUAUCCUUAAUCAAAUAUCUGGGAUGGACCUCUCCAUCAACCAGUUCUGUGGUGAAAUCCCCUAUCAAUUUGGAAACCUAAGCAGGGUUAGAGCGCUAAAUUUGUCGCACAACAAUCUAAUUGGGUCAAUUCCCGAGACAUUCUCCACCUUAAAGAGCAUAGAAAGACCAGUUCCAAAUAGGAAAGCCCAAUUCGGGACAUUUGAUGAAGGCAGUUAUGAAGGAAAUUCUCAUCUUUGUGGACCUCCAUUGAAUAACAGCUGCAAUGAAAUCAAUUCUCAUUGCCAAUUCCGAGUGAAUUUCCUAGUGAAGGUGAUGAUGAUAGUUUCAUGGACAUGCCUAUAUUCUAUGUGA